AUGAGUUUGACUUUCCUCAUAGGCUUCGGCCAGAUCAUACCCCCCGCUUUUAUCGCCAAUAUCAAGAUAUCUUGGUCUGACGAUGCCUACGAUCAUCUCGAUGCUGCUGCCGCUCGAUACCCGAAUGUCCCGACUUCUAUUCUCAAGGCCGCCACCGAAGAGAUUGCGUUCCGAAGUGCUCGUCGCCUCGGCGCCCGCUGGGUACAGAUCCGCUGUUCGUUCCAUGAUGAAACGCGUGUCACGAACAUGGCAACCGAGAUAAGGAGCCGUGUUAAAGAUGGACGGCACAUCACCCUACGCAUGGGUGAGCCAAAGAUGUCAGCUCAUGUUUACGUGGACCGAACACAAUGGGAAGAAGGGAAGUUCGAGAUUGUGGGAGAAGGCGUCGUUUUGAGCCACGGAGAUGGGGAGAUAAGCCAGUCACUUUCCACUGGUAUCUUCCGGUACGACAGCACUGGAAACCCCGCCUAA
Molecule: messenger RNA, 471 nt
Organism: Penicillium nucicola
Lineage: Eukaryota; Fungi; Ascomycota; Eurotiomycetes; Eurotiales; Aspergillaceae
Exons: 2
Coding region: 1-471 (156 amino acids)
Source: RefSeq, a predicted model, not a curated record